Molecule: messenger RNA, 3981 nt
Organism: Lates calcarifer (barramundi perch)
Lineage: Eukaryota; Metazoa; Chordata; Actinopteri; Centropomidae
Exons: 2
Coding region: 136-2196 (686 amino acids)
Source: RefSeq, a predicted model, not a curated record
UCACAUAAAUACUGAAGGCAGACUGAACUGAGCUCAGCUAGAGAGGAAAGAGAAACAGAGGCAGAUCAGACUGAACUGACUUCAGCUGGAGGAUAAAGAGAAAUAACAGCAGAAGCUCCAUCAUCCAUUAAUAACAUGGACACCCAGAUAGCAAAGACCACUCAAAGUCUCACCACUGCGGCAGAGAUGCGGGAAACCACCGAGAUGCUGAUGAAACCCAAUGCAAACUGGGAGGAGUAUCUGACUCCUGCUCCCCUCUCUAUCGCCAUCAUGGGGGAACUCGUCUUCAUCUCCUCCAGUGAUGACUUCUCCAUCAACAAGAACCCCCCAAAAGAUGGCUUCAAAUUCAUAAAGUACCCAGAGUCCUUCAGGGCCUGUCUUAUGCAGGUCUGUAACUCAGGCUGGCACGCAUUCAACGAGGCCCACAAGAACAUGGAUCAGAUCCGCAUUCACACGAGCACAGUUCCUGAUUACAUGAAGGCUGCAGUCAAAAUUCUUUUCCACGGCACUGAUAACGUUAUUGAAACUCUCCUGCCAAAUCAACUGGACACAAUUCGCACCAUUGCAGACGAGUGCGUGACACUAGCAGACAGUGUUGAAAAGAAGUAUGCUGAUGUUAUCAAUUUAAUCCAGGAGCUGUUGGAGGCCUGUACCAAUGCUGAACACUUUCAUAAAGAGGAGCUGGAAAAGGUUAAGAUGAAACUGGAGGAAAACAAACUGAGGGAGCAGAGUGCAAAGGAGCUGAAUGACCGGUCCAAGAAAGCGAUGGAGGACAUGUCAAAGCAGGUGGAAGAAGCACAAAACACCUACAAGAAAGCCAUGGAUUCUCUUCCCUCUGGGUGGGAAAUGAUCGGCAUGGAUUUUGUUGACGGACUCUUAUCGUUGCCAACAACAAUAAUAAAUGGAGUCAUUUCUAUAGCAACUAGUCCUUUCAAGUUAGCAUCUGCUGCAAAAACAUCACGAAAAAACAAAAGGAAGAAAGUUGAUGAGAAAGUGGAUGAGUUCACACAAAUGAAAGCAUACAGCAAGUCUGCAGAGAUUCUGAAGCUUGCAGCAUCUCUCAAACAACAUGUGAGUGACAGUGAAAUAGACUGGAAGAACCUGUAUGAUCAGAAGAAUAACAAAAUGAAGACUGCAUGGACUGAGGAACAAUUCAAAAGGAUCUCUGAGGAACUGCAGAAGAUGCCAAAUGACAACAUGUGUAAGAUCGCUCUGUCACUCUGUGAAAGAGGCAUUACCAUCUGUGAGGAGCUGGCAACAUAUACUCCAGAUCAAACAUGGGAUGAGAAGAAAACUAAACAGCUGAUAAAGGACAUUCAGGAGUUGAAUGAUGGCGCCCUCACUUUUGACACUAAGAGCAAAGCAGCUUCAGGUACUCCAGCUCUUACCCCCAAACCACCAAUGAUGUUCAAAGCAGACAACAGCUCAGGAGGAAAGUCUGCUGGUCAGAGAGCAUCUGAGAAUGCUCGUUUCCGCAUCGAGCAGAGCCAAGCACAACUCAAACACGUACGACAGUCAUAUGAGAAGUGUGUGGAGAACAUGGAGAAGAAUCAGAAGGAGCUGACUGACAUCCUGGUUGAGAUGCAGAACUGCCAAAUCAAAGAGGUUGACUUUAAAACCAAAAUCAAAAUGCUGGUCAAAGGUCUCGAUGCUAUGGGCAGAGUCAAAGAGCAGUGGGAGAAGAUGGUGCUGUUCUUCCAGAUGGUCUCCAACAUCGUCAAAAUCAGCCUCAGCAAGACAAUGCACAAUUUUGUCAAGACAUCUGAAGACACCAAGAAGCUUUCUUACAAUGAGAAGCUCUUUGCAAAAGAUCAACUGUACAACCAGGCCUUUCAAGCCUCCAACGUUGCCAGCCUGGUCCACAUGAUCUCAGAGACCUACACUGAAGUGUCCAACAAGUACCUGAUGGACAGAGUGAGCAGCCUGGGUAAGCUCAUGGCCAUGGAUAAGGAGAAACCAGAGUUCCUUCAUGAGCGUCUGAAUCUGCAGGAGUCCUGUCAGGAAGCUCAGAGAGGGAUUCUGCAGCUGGUCCUGAAGAACAAGAAAGAAUUUGAGAUAAAGACCGGUGCCAGGAUGAAGAAAAUAGAGGGUGAACUGAAGGCCAUUCUUCCAGCUGCUCCACCUGAGGAGACUGAGAGAAUCAAAGAGAUCGUUCAGGACGGCUUCAGUAAAGAUGAAGAGGAGAGUUACUACUGAUUCAAAAUAACUGUUCUUCACAUCAGAUGAAAACAGUGUGUAGAUAUCUAGAUAAUCAAGUUAUAAGCAGAAGCUUCACAUGCAUGUUGUUAACAAGUAAUCUACUCUGUGUGAUAAUGUUGACCUGAGCAAUGAACCACGGUAAUCCUGUUUGAUGAUUAUGUUCAUGUAAUGCAUGUCUUACUGGAGAGAGUGGAAAAAAGAAAUAAAAAAAGUAUUAUCAGAGCUAUAGAUGUGUUUGUCUACAGAGAUAUUUCUUAGAAGUGUUGUGUUUGCUUUACUUCAGAGAGCUGAUGUUUAACUGUUGAAUAUAGUUUAAUUCUGCUGUUUGAAAUAAUUCUGGCCUUUUUUCCACCAGGGCUGCAGAUCUUCUGCAGACCGUCCUGCUUAAAAUCUUUUCUAUUAUUUUAGAGAAAAAUGAUUCAGAAGAACUCCAUUUGAAGUAAUUCUUUGUGGUCAACAAGGUAAUUUAUCCUUGCAAUGAGAAUUUAAUAGUUUUUGGUUUCCUUUUCCUUUUCCAUUACACUGAAUAUAUUUUGUGUUUUAGCUGUGUGUAAUCUUUUAUAUUGUAAUCACUUUUUAGUCUGGAUUUUUGAGGUCUCUGUAUUCUACUUGCUGUGCUGAAUAAAACUAAGUAGAUCGUCUGCAUGCAUGUUGUUAACAAGUAAUCUAUUCUGUGUGAUAAUGUAGACCUGAGCAAUGAACCAGGGUAAUCCUGUUUGCUGUACGGCAGCAUCCUUUCCUUCUUAUUGGUUCCUGUCACUUUACUGAUCCAAGGCUUCUUCAUCCACUGCCUGAUACUUUCUAAUUAUUCCCUCAUGUUCGAGAUGCUAAUCUAGAAUCAGAUAACACAAUGAGGAAUACUGGCUCAAUAUACUGGAUCAUUAUACUGGAUCAGUCUGUGUAGUCGUGUGGCUCUGGUAAUCUAGUACAUGUUUAAGAAAUUACGUUUGUUGCAUUUGCACCAUUUAAUUUGUAGAUAUUGUGUAUUUAAAGACAGUGGAAAUACUUUUUCAAGUUGUAAACAAUAACCUCCCUGUUUGUAUUCAGAAAUGUUUUACAUUAAGAAAAUAUAAUGAUAAUUUCAGAGAGUUGUAUACGUCUGAAACAUGUAAAGAACAGAUGUGAAGUGUAGGUGUGUUUCAGAUUGUGGAAACAACUUGAUGAUGAGGUGAAACUGUGCAGGUCUGCGAGAUAAUUUGCUCUAUAUAAAUAAAAUUGACUUGACUUCUAAAAAAGCUUUCAAUCUAAAAUAUUUAAGGAUCCUACGAGAUAAGGCUAUUAGAUAAUGAGACUGCACUUAUGAGGAUAAAACCACAUGGUUCACAGUCACACUGAAUGUGAUAUAUUAAAGGUUGGGUAUUCACAUACAGCCGCUGUAAGUUUCCAAUGAGUGACAUCUUUAGUUCAUGGUUAGCUACUGAUUGAAGUGCACAUGUUUUUUCUAAGGCAUCAGAAAAUGAUUUGUUUAAAAGUCAAGCAAAGCAUUAACUUGAAAUUUUUGGUGAAUUAGAACAAAACAGCAGCCGAAUCUUUUCGUACAUUAACCGAAGUGCAUGAGGAACACGGCUUGUCACAUGACUACUAACAUUCUGGGCGUCCAUGCACAUCAAAAACUUCUGAAAACAAAUUGAACAAGUCAUUUGAAAUGAUCGACGACUCAGUGUAAGAAUGAUAGAAGAGAUGGUCUCCAGUGAUAAAGAGACAGUUCAGCAAAAAUCAGCAUGAAAAUUUGAACAUGACAAAAGUGUGUUUGUUUCUGUUCAAUAAAAUUGUAUUACAGCA